UACCCAUAAAAAUACGGAAUCAUUAAGAGAAUCCAGCAAAUUAUUUUCUGUCAGCUUAAAUUGUAAAAAAAACAAUAUAAUUGUGAAAUAAAAGAAUACAGCAACUUUUAAAUUGUAAUACAUAAAUGUGGCAAACGAGCGCGCUACAUCAGUAUUAAAGAAAAACAUAAAUUGAUAUAAUAAAAACCAUGCAAAAAAAGACGCAUGUUCAGUUGUUGGAUAUUUCAUUGCGAACAAAACCAGAUGACAACUAAACGAGAGAGCAGAGCGAGUGCGAGUGAGACACAAGAAAAUAAAAAGAUAAAGUCGGAGACCAUCACGAAUUUAACUACAGGAAAAUUCGAUUGCAUAGAUUUAUAUAUAUAUAUAUAAAUAUAUAUUUAUAUAUAGAGCAUAACUACUCUCUCCAUGGCCGAAUCACUGCUCAUUGAGGAGCCGCAUCCCUACAUCGAGGAUGUGGCUGCAUCUGUUAUUGUCGAACCAACAGUGGGUGGUGGGGGCGGCGGCGGCGGCGGCGCCGGCACCUUGCCUGCUGCUGCAAUGCAAUUUGCAGAUCUAACAGAAAGCGGCAGCGAAAGCGGCGACGAUAUUAACAGCGAUCCACAGCCACAACAACAACAACAGUCACAGCAGCUGGAGAAUGGCUCCUCGAAUGCAACUCCCGCACGCUCAUCGCCGCCACCAAAUUGUGCCAUUUGCUUGUCACGCUGCAGACGCAAAUGCUUUACAGACUCCUGCAUGCAUCAGUUCUGUUUCAAGUGUCUGAGCGAGUGGAGCAAGAUCAAAGCGGAAUGUCCGCUCUGCAAGCAACCCUUUAAGACCAUCAUACACAACGUGCGCAGCUUGGGUGAUUACGAUCGUUAUCCUGUACAGUCCAGCACACCGGAACAUUCUGCGUUGAGCUUUCACAUUGUCAAUAUCAGACGGCAGCGUUAUUCGAAUCAGGGUGUUUUGACCAAUGACAUCGAUGCCGCUGCUACGGACGAUUCACUGGAUGGUCUGCUGCCGCAGCCAACACGCAUGCAAGCGCCUUUCAAUCGCUUCGAGCCGUAUCGCACGGAGCUAUUGAAUUUCUAUCGUCAUGACCAGGACGCUGGUGGUUCGGGUUCACUCAGUCAGCUCUGGCGUCGCUACGUCUACGACCGCAAGCUAUACGCGUUGCCUGUCAGCGAUAGUCUCACUGGACAAUUUCGCGAGUGGAGCGCACGAUUCUACAGAGACAAUCCCGCACAGAUACAUCGCUUAAUGCCCUGGAUCAAUCGGGAUAUUGUUUGCCUGCUGCGCAACUUGCCGCAAAAUGUGAGCGAGGUGAUGCAGCUGAUGCAUGACAUACUGCCCAUGAUCAAUAUAACGACCCGCACAUUCCGUCGCCGUCUGUCACCCUUUCUGGGCGACCGCACCAAUCAUUUCAUACACGAACUGUUCAAUUUCGCACGCUCACCCUACGAUAUGGUCGGCUAUGAUCGUGUUGUGCAAUAUUCAGCGCGUGUUGCCGAAGAAGUGGAGGUGGAUCUGCUCGACUUGGUGUCCAACAAUAACGAAGGCAGUGUGUCAACAGUCUCCGAUGCCAAUGGCAGUGGCAAUGGCGAUGCUAGCGGCAUUGCUGAAGCGAGCAGUGACUGGAGCCGAUUGCCACGUCCCUCGACCAGCGUUAUUGUUACCAAUCCCAGUGCAACACAUUCCUUUAGCGUGACUAUGGCCACCGAUGGCAGCGAACUGCCUGGCAUUUCGAUUCGUCGCACAACCACCUCGAAUGUUGGCUCUCAAACGGUGGCCAUCAAUUUGAGCAUGCGUCGUCCGGCCAACGAGGUCAUCGAGAUUGAUGAUGGCGAUGCUGCGGCCAAUGCCGAAGUUGCUGCCAUCAAUGAUGGCAGCCAGACAGGACGACGGCAAGCGGGUGCCAGUCUGCCCAUCAGUGCGCACAUCGAGCUGCAGAGCAGCGAUUGCAGCAAUACCAGUGAUGAUGAUGAAUGCGUCUUUGUGCUGGAGCGUAAGCCGCCGCAUUUGCGCACACCCGAGCUGGUUAGCCUGGACUCCAACAGUGAUUCGGAUGUGGUCUUUGUGGAUGAGCAAAGGCCAAACACGCCGCCGAAAUCAACAGUUGGCGAGCGAGCCGAGCAGCUAGCGGAUGAUGCUGCUGCUGCUGCUGCAGCUUCGACUACUAACAGUGUGCCCAGUGAGCUGUUCAUGGGUCCCUCAACCAGCACUGGGGUACGUUCCACCUCGCACAAGCGGUGGAAAACGCUGCUAGAGGAUGCACGCCGUAAGGAUUUAAUGGCCAAACGCCACAUGACACGUUCACAACACCGCAACAGCUUGCCAUCAACUCUUGGCGACAGCAAUAGCAAAAGCAACAGCGCCAACUGGACCAAUAGCAGCAGCAGCAGCUCCAGUAGCGAGGAUUCCAAUGAGAAAUUGCGCAAAAGGCGGCCAUCGCGCAAAACUAAAACGCGCAAACGUGUGGCCAGAAAUGACAAUAGAAAUAAAUUCAAAAGCAAACGGCGCCGCAAGCAUGUGAAGGCUGACGAGGUCGUCGAGCCGCAGCGUUCGCGCCUGGCAAGCAGCAGCAGCAGCAGCAGCAGUGGCAGUGACAAUGAGAGCAGCGAUGCAGCAGGCAACAUAGGCAAGGGCAAGCACAAUAUGAGCAGCAGCAGCACCGAUGAGAGCAACAGCAGCGAUAAUCUCAAGCUGAGCACAUUGAGAGAGCACUACAAAACAGAACUAAAGUCGCACAAGCAUCAACUCAAAGAGGAAACAGAAGAGCCGCAAGAGCAGGAAGAGGCAGUGGAGACGGUCGAGCAAGAGCACCAAAUAGAGCAAACGCAAUUGCCGGAUAUUAAGAGCAACGUUCGCAAACGCCGACGCAGCUGCAAUAGCAAUAGCAGCCAGAGUAAUCUGUCCAGUCACAGCAAUAGCCAGAGCGUUAAUAGCAGCACCUUGGCCAGUCAUUGCAAUACCACGUCCAGCUGCUCGCCCUUGAGCCUCACACUUAGUAAUGCUAAUGCGCAGCCUUUGUCGCUAGUGCAGAACAUUGUCAGUACGUUGCUUGAGCUAUCCACAGUGAGUGCUGGUGGUGCAGCCAGUGAACAGUCGGGCGCUGUGGAGGCGGAUGCAUUAAGCCAUUUGCACAACAGUGGUAGCAGCAUGCAUCAGGCUGUCGAUGAAGAUGCGCGAUUGGGCAACUAUUCAGAUGGGAGCAAUGAUGAUUUUAUGAUCGAUGUCGUGAGAGAGGCAGAGAGCAGCUUGCUAGAUGAAUCUGUUGAGGAGGAGCGGCAACUGCAGCAGCAGGACCAGCAGGAAGAGGCAGUUGAGCAGCCAAGUGUUGCUUACGAGGAGGAUGAAGAUGACGACGAGGAUGACGACGAUGAUGACGACGAUGAUGACGAUGAGGAUGAGGAUGAG
This is a messenger RNA of Drosophila hydei, 3402 nucleotides long. It is a transcript of the gene Topors, whose product is annotated as E3 ubiquitin-protein ligase Topors. Gene Ontology annotation, biological process: protein polyubiquitination; protein monoubiquitination. The transcript has 4 exons. Lineage: Eukaryota; Metazoa; Arthropoda; Insecta; Diptera; Drosophilidae. The record is from RefSeq and is a predicted model, not a curated record. The annotation marks the transcript as partial. Gene Ontology annotation, molecular function: ubiquitin protein ligase activity; metal ion binding.